AUGCAAAAUAUUGAAGAUUUGAUCCAACAGGUUCUUAGAGAUGAGACUUGUUGGAAGAAUCCAAUAGUUUCACUUGGAUCCGGUUCUUCCACCACUGAAAAGUCAUUACCUUCCGGACCGGUUCCAUAUGUAAAGAUACCGAUUUCUCUGGUUUUAUUAGAUAAUCUUUCCGAUUUGAGAACAAUCUCACCAGUUUCUCCAAAUUCACCUACUCUUGGUGCAACUAGUUCAACUGCUUCUAGUGGUGUUAAUAAUAGUAGUAGCAGCAGUGCAAGUUCAUCCAAUACCAAUAAUACUUCAUCGACUUCCUCUGCUACCAACAACACCACCAAUAACACCAGCGGUGGAGGUGGCAGUGUCUUGGUGAAUUCAGAGUAUGAGAAUAAAGUGGCAACUAUCAAUGAUAUCGUCAGAAAGAUGGUUGCCAAACACAUUGCACCGAUUACACCUUCGUUGUUGGAUGGAUCGUUCACUGUCUGUUUGGAUCCAAGUGAUAAGGAGAUGUUGAUUCUGGCCGAUGAAACAAUGUCAGGGAAUCAAAGUAUAUUCGGACCUGGUGUUGCACCGGGUUCAGUGGAUUCCGCCUCUAGACAAAAGCAAUUGGAUGGUAGCCAACCAAUGAGUGUCAAUUGGAUGUCUUUGAUAUUAAAGAUUCAUCAGGCGCUGCUACAGAGUACACUCCACCAGAAUCUGCUCAAGAAGAUUGCCAGCACGAAAUCACAGGCCAACUUGGAAACCUCGAAUCCAAUGAACUCACUCAAGGAUCCAACUCACAAGAGACUAUCGACAGUGUCACUCUCAUCGAAUUCUCUUACCAACAAUAGCAAGCCUGAUCGUUCCAUCAACGGACAGAUCAAAGAGGAGGUCAAGUCGACACCGGUCACACCAACACAAGUGUCGCCACUGCUAAAGGACACACUGGCCAAAGAGGAGCCAUCGUCCAUCGAUCUCAACCAAGGUCGUGGCGGUUCACCAAUCACCACAUCGGGUUUCACAGUGAGCAAAUCGGCAGUAAACAAGAAUCCAAAGUCUAAUCUCAGUAGCGGUAGUUCUAACGUAUCUACCUCAUCCUCAUCGUCGUCGUCGUCAUUCUCAUUGUCAACUUUGAUGGCAAAUGCAUCUUCAAGUCCAUCCAGUUCAAUUCCAAGUAGUUUGAAAGAUUUGGCCAACCGAAAUGCCAAAUCCGAUUUGGCAAGACAAGAAUUUAAUAAUUCCACAAACAAUCCCAACAUCAACAAGUUACCUAGCCAGUUUGAGACCGAUCCAGUUAUGUUACCGGACGGUUCAGAAUAUCAAAACUCUAUACCAAUACCAAACUUCCAAAAUAGAUUCCCUGUUGGACAUACACCAAAUGGUCCACACUCAUUCAAUGCACCCUCGAAUAGUGUCGGUGGCGGUGUUAUGUCAUCAUCGAUUCCAAAUGUUAUCUCACCAAAUAACAACAACAUUCCAUCGAUGCCAGUCUCACUGCCAAUGAAUAUGUCAUCAUCGUACCAAGGACCAAAUACUCUCAGAGUAUCAAGUUCACCCUAUGAUUUCGCACCAUCGCCAUCUGGACUGCCACCAACUCGUUUGACAGAGUCGUUCUUCCCUUCGGUUGGAUCGCGUGGACCACCCUCUUUCGAUGCCAUUCCAAGUCAGGUGGUACCACAACAACUCUCUGUAUCACCACAGCCAACCGGACCAUCUUCACUCGUCAAUCCACUGCUCUCCAGUGGUGGAUUUGCAAGUCGUUCAAUGAUGCAACAACAACAGCCUCCAACUGCAUCACCGAUUGGCAGUCUUCAAGACAACAACUCAAUGAUCUCACCAAUGAUGUCAAACAACCAACAAAGCAAUCUUCCACAACAAUCCAAUCCAAAUCUAUCUACUAGCAGCAGUGUACCAACAGUUCCAACAAUGAUUCCACUGUCUGCACCAAACACUGACACUAUUGUCGAAGCCAGUAGUUCAUUCAAAGCCGUCCCAAGUCAACAGUCGCAACCAACCAGUCAACAUUCGCUAGCAACCAUCUCUGGAAAGAUGGAUCAAACACUCUCAGAGUGGUUGGAUAUCUCUAUCUAUUGGACUCAAGACUUUGCUCCUCUCAGUCAAGAGGAUGAGCGUACUCUCACCGAUGGAUUGAAUCUCGACUUGCGUUCCCUCCUCUUGGUUGAGAGAUCCGGUGGUCGUUUAGAUCACUUUUUAGAAUCAAAACUUAUUCACUCGAUCAAUCAGAGACUCACCGAGACAAUCGAAUCAAAGAUAUCGCCUUGGGUAGAUCAAAUCUACUACAACUGGGUUAAGCUUGUCAAUGUCAAGUAUCACGAAGAGAUUGCCAGUAAGCUGAAUACCACCACCCUCCAAGAGUAUUCCAAUCGUAUUUGGAGUGUUGCCAAGUAUCACAAACGUCGCUACCCACCAGCAGCAACCACAACAGUUGUUGUUCCAACACAAGGAAGUGCAUUGGGAGCAUCACAAUCGACGUGCUCCAACGAAGAGGAAGCAGAGGCAUUGAAGAUUGUCAAAAUAAUUCAAGAGGAUGCAUUCUAUCUUGUGAAUAUUCAACAUCGUUCAUUGAAAUUGGUUGAGAAAAUAACGAUUGGACUGUUGGGACAUGCUUCGCCAGCUGUCAGACAGGAAGCAGUUAGAUUGCUCAAUGUAAUCUAUGACUCACAUAACUGGCAGUUUGAAGCACCUUUGAAACCAGUGAUUCGUUGUAUUGGCGAUGCAUUCAAGGUAGAAUUGGAGCUCGAGAGUGUACUCCCAGAUGAACUGGUCAAGCGAAUCUAUUUGCUGACGACUACACCACCCUCUACAAAAGUUAGUGCUAUGCCAGGUUCAAACUACACAAUAUUCGCCAAACACCGUCCAAAACUCGAGGGUACAAGACUGUCGUUUGAAGCACCGGUCUCACUGUAUCGUGCUGGUCGUUUCAUUGUACAUCCAAAGCUGCGUGAAGAGAUUAUGCACGAGGUUUGGGUGGAUUUGGUUGAAGCUGUUUGGGAUCCAUAUAGAGGUGAAAUAUCAAAGAAAGGUACUCUCUCAAAUCUCAUUGAUUCACUCGAUAAAUUCCACAAGGAGGGUAUUACAACACUCUAUGUUAUGGGACUGCUAGAGAAGCUGCCAAACUCACAUCCGUUCUGUCCAACCGAUCGUAACCUACCAAAUCGUGCACUCGGUGGUAAUGAGCAGUUCAACUUGUUGAUCUCCAAGGCCAAACAAUUGGGAAUCAAGAUUGUCAUUGAUUCUACUGCCAGACUCUCCUCGAAGCAAGCUCAUCGUAAAUACAAUGGAUCGAUUCUCCAUACUCUCGAUUCCAAGGGACAACUCACCAGAAUGGAGGGUACCGAUUCAGUUGAAUUCACCUGGCCAGACUGUGUUAUGAUGAACUUUAGAAAGCUAUCGGUUUGGGAGAUGAUGGUACAGGAAACAUUGGCAUGGGGUGAUCGGGGUAUCGAUGGUGUAAGAAUUGACUCUGGACACAUCUGUCCAUUGUUGAUUCGUUCGAAUCUAGAUGAGCUCUAUAGAAUCGACAGUGAUGACCAACCACAUUUCACUAAUCAACAGAUCUUUGAUGGUGAGAUAGUACUUCAACCAUCGGAGGAAGGUCGUAACUUUGGUUAUUGGGGUACCACUCCAAAGUCACCGAAACAAUCGACACCGUUCUAUCCGAAUCCACUGUUUAUAAAGUUGACUCGUGAGGUAUGGCAUCGUUAUCCACAAUUUGUUUUCCUCUCUGAGGUUUAUUGGGAGCGUGAACUGCACUCUAUUGUCUCUGGUCUGGUGCCGUACAGUAGCGCCAUACCCAGAGCGUUGGCAUCGGUGUUUGACAAGGCAAUUAGCAAGGAUGGUAUUGUAUUCGACUUGAGACAACGUCAGUCUGUAAAGGCACUCUAUGAAUACUAUGAGAUGCGUAUGUCAACCUAUCCACAAAACUCGAUCAUCUUGUUCCCAUCAUCGAAUCACCACUCGCCUUAUCCUCUGCAGAUCUACAACGCCGGUGCAUGGGCAGCAGUCGAUGCACUCUAUUUCCUUCCGGAGAUUCCAAUCACCUAUAUUGGCGAGCAAUCCGGUUGGUAUUACCAUGUAGAUAUCCACUCUUCACGAAUCAAACUGGGAAUGUCUGCCACACCAUAUCAGCUGCAAUACCCGCAGAUCAAUGGUCACUAUGCACAUCGUGUCACUCUCAGAAAAACCCAUACACUGCUACGUCGUGGUGGUAUGGUUCCACUGCUUUGUUAUCACGCCGGUGGAUGGCAUGAUCGUGUAUUUGGAUUCGCGCGUUUCUCUGGCGAGGAACUUGCAAUCAUUGCAAUCAACUUUGACAACCAUGAAACAGAGUUCUACGUUGACUGCAGUCCGCUCGCACGUAUCUCAACAGCCGAGACAAUCUAUAGAAUGGUGGAUCUCAUCAAUCCAAGCAAUCCACCUCAGUAUCUCAGUCUACAAGAGUUACUCUAUGAGAAGCACUUUGUUGUCGUACCCGGAUACAGUUCUAUCUGUUGGGGUGUCUAUCACCAAGUGAAUUCGCCAGCUGCCGUUCGUGUACUCUAUGAACACAGCAUGAUCCGUUUGAAACAACUGUUGGCAGACGAUGUCGACCCAUCUCACAAUCUGAUCUAUUCUAUUCUCAAGAAGGGCUUGAUGAGCGGAGUCGAUGCUUUCGCUUCGGCACUCGAAGAUAUUCUCUCCAACUUGUCUGGUAACUCUGAAAAGACAUUCGCUUCUUUCAUUCAAGGUGUUCUCUAUCACAUGACUAAAUCACAAUUCGAAGGAUAUCAAAUCAUUUCCUACUUGGAGGCAAUUGCUCAGCGUGGUCUCAUUCAAAAUCGUAUUCCCAAGAUCUGUCGUGAGGUGUUGCAACACAAUAUUCUCGGACCAAUCGUGUUUAUCACACCAGAGAUUGGUCGUUUCUCAACGGUCGGUGGUGUAGGUGUUAUGCUUGAUGAACUCACUCGUAGUCUUCAAUUGUUGGGUGUCGAGGUCCAUAUUAUUUCACCAUACUACAACUAUGGUAAGGGUGGACGUACUGGCUAUCUCGAGAAGGAGGAAGGUAUCAAAUGGCAGAGAAACGUUGUUACCUACGUUGGUCCUGACCGUGUUGAAGUGGGUGUUCACGAGGGUGUCGACAAGGGUAUCCACUUGCAUUUCCUUCAUCACUUUGAGUAUUUCCCAACCCCAUACAACUCUGGCUCACCUGUCCAUCAACUGAAAACCAUUGUUCUCUUUGCCAAAGCAUCACUUGAGUUACUCUGUCAAAUUAGAUUGUUACCAUCGGUCAUUGUAACCAACGAUUGGUUCUGUGGAUUGGUACCAGCCUAUGCCAAAGCCGGUGCAUUUGGAACAACUUUCAACGGAACUACCUUCUUCCAUUUAGUUCAUAACCUCGAGGAAGCAUAUCAAGGACGUAUCUAUCCAGAUGGUGGAGAUGAUCUCAAUUGGAUUCAUCAAUUACAUCGUGACUUGAUUAUGGAGCCAUAUUCACAUGCUCCAUGUCUUAACGCAUCGAGAUGUGUAUUACUAACAUGUAAUAAUUGGGGAACUGUAUCGAAAUCAUAUCUCUAUGAUCUUUUAAGAACAUCUCAUCUUUCUAAUUUAUUACAUCAAUUCCCACAAGCAUUUGCUCAUUCAAAUGGUAUUAGAGUAAAAGAAAGAAGAACACAAUUGACAACAAUUGCAAAAGAUCGUCAUGAAGCAAAAGCAAAACUUCAGAAAAAGUAUUUCAAUCAUGUCGAUGAUACCAUUCCAAUCUUUAGUUUUGUUGGUAGAAUCGUUUUGCAAAAGGGUGUUCAUCUCAUUUUGAAUGCAGUGCGUGAGUUGAUCGGACACUAUCAAGGAAAGAUUCAGGUACUGGUCGGUGGUAUGGCCAAUAUGAAAGAUCCAUACGCCAGCAGUUGUGCAUGGAGUAUGCAAGCGCUCUGCAAGCAAUUCCCAACAUCGUUCUGGGCCGAUCCAGAUUCGUUCUUCUCCGACGGUUCACUGGUCAAUCUCGGUUCCGAUUUCGGUUUGAUGCCAUCGCUCUUUGAGCCAUCGGGUGUCGUCCAACAAGAGUACUUUGCCGCUGGAACACCGGUGAUUGCAUUCAAGACCGGUGGACUUAAAGAUACUGUUUUCGAGUACAAUCAAAUCGAUGAAACCGGCAAUGGUUUCACUUUCGAAGCUCAUAAACACACCGAUUUCGUUCAGGCGAUUCACCGUGCCUACGCUAUCUAUCAGAACCCACACCACUACCAAAAGAUUCGUGAACGUUCCUACGAGUCGGUACUCGACAUGUCUGUGGUAGCCGAAGCAUGGGCAAAGGAAUUCUCACGUAUGCGUAGAUCGAUCUGGGCAGACAAAACAUUGGUCGAUGAAAAUUGUGCCAAACUUUUAUCUGAGCAACUUCAGUCAACUAAAUUAAAUUAA
Heterostelium album PN500 is the source of this 6387-nucleotide messenger RNA. It is a transcript of the gene gtr2, whose product is annotated as alpha amylase domain-containing protein. Gene Ontology annotation, molecular function: glycosyltransferase activity. The record is from RefSeq and is a predicted model, not a curated record. Bases 1 to 6387 code for a protein of 2128 amino acids. The transcript has 5 exons. NCBI's taxonomy places the organism in Eukaryota, Evosea, Eumycetozoa, Acytosteliales, Acytosteliaceae.